AUGAACAAGAUGAAAAACUUCAAGCGGCGGUUUUCCCUCUCCGUUCCCCGGACGGAGACCAUCGAGGAGUCGCUGGCCGAGUUCACGGAGCAGUUCAACCAGCUCAACAACAGGAAGAAUGAAGACCUGGCACAAGGGCACCUGCAGCUGGGCCACCUGGGCAGGGGUUUCCAGGCAGAGCCAACCUCCAUUUCCCCCUCGGAGGUGGAAGGCCAGUCCCCGACAACUGUGCGCUACCGAAGGAACAACCAGCGCCGCUUCUCCAUGGAGGAUGUCAGCAAGCGGCUCUCCCUGCCCAUGGACAUCCGUCUGCCCCCGGAGUUCCUGCAGAAGCUGCAGAUGGACAAUCCAGAGUUCCCCAAGACCUUCAGCAGGAUGUCUCGACGGGCUUCCCUCUCGGACAUCGGAUUUGGGAAGCUGGAAACCUAUGUGAAAUUGGAAAAACUGGGGGAGGGCACCUACGCCACUGUCUUCAAGGGGCGCAGCAAGCUAACUGGGAACCUGGUCGCUCUGAAGGAGAUCCGUCUGGAGCAUGAAGAAGGGGCACCCUGCACAGCUAUAAGGGAGGUUUCCCUGCUGAAGAACCUGAAACAUGCAAACAUUGUGACCCUCCAUGAUUUCAUCCACACUGAGCGCUCCCUCACCCUUGUCUUUGAGUACCUGGAAAAUGACCUAAAGCAAUAUCUGGAUAACUGCGGGAACCUGAUGAACGUGCACAACGUGAAGAUCUUCCUCUUCCAGCUGCUCCGCGGCCUGUCCUACUGCCACAAGAGCAAGAUCCUGCAUCGAGACCUCAAACCGCAGAACCUGCUCAUCAACGAAAGGGGGGAGCUAAAGCUGGCUGACUUCGGUCUAGCCAGAGCCAAAUCAAUCCCUACGAAAACAUAUUCCAACGAGGUGGUCACGCUGUGGUAUCGGCCACCAGAUGUCCUGCUGGGAUCUACUGAGUACUCCACGCCCAUCGAUAUGUGGGGUGUGGGCUGCAUACACUAUGAAAUGGUCACUGGACGGCCCAUGUUCCCAGGCUCGACUGUGAAAGAAGAGCUCCAUUUAAUCUUCAGGCUUCUUGGCACCCCUACAGAAGACUCCUGGCCCGGAAUCACAUCCAACGAGGAGUUUAAGGGUUAUCAUUUCACCCAGUACCAAGCCCAGCCCUUGAUAAAUCAUGCACCCAGGCUGGACACAGAAGGGAUCGACUUGCUGACGAGCCUCCUCCUGUAUGAAGCCAAAUGCCGGAUCUCCGCCGAAGAGGCCCUGCGACACCCUUACUUCAAGGUGCUGGGGGACCGAGUCCAGCUCCUCCCUGACAAUGCCUCCAUCUUCUCUCUGAAGGAAAUACAGCUUCAAAAGGACCCUGGCUACCGAGGUUCAGCCUUUCAGCAGUCAGCCCGAGGGAAAAGCAGGAGGCAGAGUAUAUUUUAA
Molecule: messenger RNA, 1422 nt
Organism: Emys orbicularis (European pond turtle)
Lineage: Eukaryota; Metazoa; Chordata; Testudines; Emydidae
Gene: CDK18
Product: cyclin dependent kinase 18
Exons: 15
Coding region: 1-1422 (473 amino acids)
Biological process (GO): protein phosphorylation
Cellular component (GO): nucleus; cytoplasm
Molecular function (GO): ATP binding; cyclin-dependent protein serine/threonine kinase activity
Source: RefSeq, a predicted model, not a curated record